Vigna unguiculata (cowpea) is the source of this 1579-nucleotide messenger RNA. RefSeq names its product protein Brevis radix-like 2. NCBI's taxonomy places the organism in Eukaryota, Viridiplantae, Streptophyta, Magnoliopsida, Fabales, Fabaceae. The record is from RefSeq and is a predicted model, not a curated record.
CACAAAAACUGGGAACUUCACGCCGCAACACAACACAAACAACACAACACUCCCAUUUUCACCUUUUUUUUUUCUUUCAUCGGAGAGAAUAGGGUGGUGCAUGCACACACACUUUUCAUGAUCUCUCUCUAUAUAUAUGUGCAAUUUCACACGUUAUAUCAUACAUAGAGAGACACAUAAGUCUCUAAGCCAAACCUCACUGUCUCACACGUUGUAGAGCUACAUUCAUAGGGAGCUCAAAUCUCAAUGGCCCUUCAGAGACUCUGAAAAGGUAGCAAGUGUGGUGAUUGUUCAGAGAGAAGAAGCACAUUCAAUGGAGCUUUUGUUUUUUCAGUUUUGGGGAGUGGAUCAAGUUGACCCCAGAUCUUCAAUUUGUGUGAUUGCUGCCAAGUGUUAUCCUUUCUUCUGAUUACUAGCCUGGGUUGGUACUUGGUAGUGUGAGACUUCAACCUGGUUAUCUUGUCAUUGGGAAAUGUUGACUUGCAUAGCGUGUACCAAACAACUCAACAAUGGAUCUCUUCGCCAAGAAGAAGAGGAAGAAGCUGUUCACACACCCAGCACAAAGCAAGCCAUCAAGGCUCUCACUGCACAGAUCAAGGACAUGGCAGUGAAGGCUUCCGGGGCCUAUAAGAGCUGCAGACCUUGUUCAGGAUCUUCCAAUGGUAACAGAAAUAGGAAGUAUGCAGACUCAGAUAUGGGGUCAGAGUCAGCAAGGUUCAACUGGGCCUACCGCAGAACUGGGAGCUCCAAUUCAACCCCAAGGAUGUGGGGGAAGGAAACAGAAGGUGGGAGGGUGAAAGGGGUUUCCAGUGGGGAAGGAACACCAGCUUCGGUGAGUGGACGAACUGAGUCAGUGGUGUUCAUGGAGGAGGAUGAGCCUAAGGAGUGGAUUGCACAAGUGGAGCCUGGUGUGCUCAUUACUUUUGUUUCAUUGCCUCAGGGAGGGAAUGAUCUCAAAAGGAUACGGUUCAGUCGUGAAAUGUUUAAUAAAUGGCAAGCUCAGAGGUGGUGGGCAGAGAAUUAUGACAAGGUCAUGGAGUUGUACAAUGUUCAGAGGUUCAAUCAGCAAGCAGUUCCUCUUCCAACCCCACCUAGAUCUGAAGAUGAGAGCUCAAAGAUUGAAUCUGCUAGGGACAGUCCUGUCACUCCUCCACUCAGCAAAGAGCGUGCACCACGCCAUUUUCACCACCCUAUGGGAAUGGGCUACUCCUCAUCAGAUUCACUGGAACACCACCAAAUGCAUCCUCACCCUUGCUAUGAGACAAGUGGGUUGGCAUCAACACCUAAUCUUUCCAACAUCAGUGCUCCAAAGACUGAAAAAUCAUCCCUUGAUGGUUCUGUAAGGACCAGUUCAUCUGGUGAAGAUCACUCAGGCGAGUUUUCAAUCAGCAAUGCCAGUGAUAUGGAAACUGAAUGGGUUGAACAGGAUGAACCAGGAGUCUACAUCACUAUCAGAGCAUUACCUGGUGGAACUAGAGAACUCAGGCGUGUCCGGUUCAGCCGAGAAAGGUUUGGAGAAAUGCAUGCGAGAUUGUGGUGGGAAGAGAACCGUGCUAGGAUACAAGAACAAUACUUGUGA